Pararge aegeria (speckled wood butterfly) is the source of this 1006-nucleotide messenger RNA. RefSeq names its product UPF0193 protein EVG1 homolog. The transcript is spliced from 5 exons. The coding region runs from base 77 to 913 and encodes 278 amino acids. The record is from RefSeq and is a predicted model, not a curated record. Lineage: Eukaryota; Metazoa; Arthropoda; Insecta; Lepidoptera; Nymphalidae.
UUAGCAACGACCAACCCAAUUUUUUAAUACAUUUUUCAUAUGUGUUUUAAUGAAACUGACAUAGGUAUAAAUCAAAAUGGAGACGCCUGAUGCCAAUGGAUUUGUUAAUAUAACUUGGCCUAGCAAGAGCGUUCCUCAUGGUGGCAUAUUUCAUCCAAGGCUCGUGGAACCCUCUACAGCCCAGCGGGAAUUUCUCAAAGUAUUACUGGAGGAAUCAAAGUUAACGAUCGCUCAGCGUCGGAAAUCUGCUUUUCAACUGCGCGAGGAAAAAUGCAAAGAAACCCCUACCACAACAUCGCGAGUGCCUCUCAUACGUCCCGGCACUUCGCAUCGCCGUUCGCUAUCUGCUAUACGUGAAUCUGGCGCUCUUGAUGUCGAUCACUACCGUCCAUCUAAGCGCGGCGAAGACCGGGAAAAGCUGAUAGAGCAACUAGCAAAUAGGAUGACGUAUGGAGAUGCCGAACAGAAACCACCAGCUCCUCCGAAAGCCUUAGCAAAGCCAGUACCGAAGCUACCGACUAAGAAGGAUCAGUGGAAUGAUUUGUUAACACAAAUCCGUGAGCGCGCCGAAUGGCUAGCAGAGAUGGAGGUUCUGGGACACGCGGGACCACAUCGGGAGUUGAUAAAAGACCAGAUCGCUGAAAGAUUAAGGGCUUUGGACGCUUUGGGAGUUGACAGUCAAUGUUCAUCUGCAAGAUCCAUUGCCUCUGGUUUUAGUGUGCUAUCUAACCAGCGUAGCAACUGUCUCGAGAAGAGCGGUAAAUCAGCACAUUCUAAUGAUACCCAAGCAUCUGGGAAAAAACAAAAAUCUAACAAAAAGAGAAGUGCAACAAAACAACGAAAAUAUGAGGAGCAUGUUGGGGAAUAUGAGAAAUUGUCACCAUUGCAAUAUUCACCGCGACGCCGAGUUUGAAUUGAUAAAUAAAAAAAAAAAUUUAACUAAAAAAACAUUUCAGGUUACUCUUAUACAAGGUGUACAAUUAUUUAAUAAAUAACAUUCAAAGCA